CCUGAGAUGACCUCCUUUGAUCUGGAUAUUUUCCAGGAAGAGGAGUUGGAGAUUAAGCUUGAAAAGGUUGUGAGAUGCGGUACCAAUGAGGAGCUAGAAGAGCUCAAAUGCACAUUGGGGGACUGGAUAGCUGACUGUGGUGUGCCAAACAUAUACACAGCCUCUCUCAGGGACCUGCCUACAAUUCACGGGCAAAUUGUUACUCAUUACUUGUACCACAGGGUGGCCAGUAUGGUCCAACAGUUCAUUGCCGGGAUGAAUUCAUGUGGCCAGAUGUGGGAGAUGGUGGCUAUGAACUGGAGAGAGUUCCUCCCAUUGUUCACAAACGCACAAGAGAAACUCUCCAGGAAUGACAUCAGGAACCUCUUCACAAUAUCCUGGAGUCCACAGGGCAGCAACCACAGAGAACAGGAGGAGGAGACUGUCUUCCAUUGGGAGUGCUGGCUGAUGUCCAUUCAAGAAGAGGACAUGGAUAUUUCCUUCGAGGACUUGCUGGUGUUUGUGACAGGGGCCGAUUCUGUCCCCCCUCUUGGGUUCCCGCAUAAAUGCCAGCUUGACUUCUAUAAUCAGGAGGAUGGGAGCUGCCGCAUUCCUUACUCCUCAACAUGUAGCCUUUGCCUCUUCCUCCCGAGAGGGGUUACAGAAGAAGAGGAGUUCAAAAGACUUAUGUUCCUUGCCCUGAAAGGGUCUCUUGGUUUUGGAAAGGUGUGAUGGAAAACAAAAAAU
Xyrauchen texanus (razorback sucker) is the source of this 726-nucleotide messenger RNA. Its product is annotated as G2/M phase-specific E3 ubiquitin-protein ligase-like. Lineage: Eukaryota; Metazoa; Chordata; Actinopteri; Cypriniformes; Catostomidae. Bases 7 to 711 code for a protein of 234 amino acids. Gene Ontology annotation, molecular function: ubiquitin-protein transferase activity. The record is from RefSeq and is a predicted model, not a curated record. The transcript is spliced from 4 exons.